AUGGAACCAUAUGUGAUUGGCUCGAUUAUUGCUUUCUGCACUUUCCUCCUCUUGUUCGCUUACUACAGAAUACUAAAACCAAUAUUCUGUGCGCUGAACACCCUGUCUGUCAGCAGGCAUCCGGUUCAGAUGAGGCGUCUAAAUGAGAGUAACAUCCAAGAUUCGUCCUUGCAGAUUCACAGCCAUGGACUGGAAUCUACCAUUAUGCAUUCUUUACCAAUCACUCAGUUCAAGAACAAGAAAGAAGAGGAGCCGAGAGUAAGCAACAAUGAGUGCGCAGUUUGCUUGGGGGAGUAUGAAGAAGGGGAAUGGCUGAAACAUCUACCAAAUUGUGCUCAUGUAUUUCACGUUGCCUGUAUUGACACUUGGUUUCAGACUCACUCAAAUUGCCCUCUUUGCAGAUCCCAUGUCUAUGAUCUAAGUCAUGAAUAUUCCAUGUCAAUCAACAUAUUGCUAGAAACUCCUAGAAGGGAAGACUUUUUCCAUGAAAGUUCAGAAGAUUACCAAAUCUUACGCGCUGAGAUCCUAUGCAACUCUAUGUUUAGACCUGAAGAAAUAGGUGCUGAAGUUUCAACCCGCAUGAGUAGAGAAAUUCUGUAG
This is a messenger RNA of Ricinus communis (castor bean), 600 nucleotides long. RefSeq names its product RING-H2 finger protein ATL66. The transcript has a single exon. The coding region runs from base 1 to 600 and encodes 199 amino acids. NCBI's taxonomy places the organism in Eukaryota, Viridiplantae, Streptophyta, Magnoliopsida, Malpighiales, Euphorbiaceae. Gene Ontology annotation, biological process: protein ubiquitination. The record is from RefSeq and is a predicted model, not a curated record. Gene Ontology annotation, molecular function: transferase activity.